Messenger RNA from Onychostruthus taczanowskii (white-rumped snowfinch), 2095 nucleotides. RefSeq names its product nucleus accumbens associated 1 (gene NACC1). NCBI's taxonomy places the organism in Eukaryota, Metazoa, Chordata, Aves, Passeriformes, Passeridae. Gene Ontology annotation, molecular function: RNA polymerase II cis-regulatory region sequence-specific DNA binding; DNA-binding transcription factor activity, RNA polymerase II-specific; protein binding. Gene Ontology annotation, biological process: regulation of transcription by RNA polymerase II. The transcript is spliced from 8 exons. The record is from RefSeq and is a predicted model, not a curated record. The coding region runs from base 203 to 1780 and encodes 525 amino acids.
UCCGCGCGGGCAGCGUGAGGGCGGGGUGGAUGAUUCGGCGCUCGGCUGGUCGCGCAGGCGCGGGCGGCGCGCUCGGCGCUCGGCCGGUCGCGCCUGCCGCACAAUGAAUGGCCGCUGAGCGCGGCGGCACCGGGAGCGGCUCCGGGAGCGGCCGCGGCCCCAGCGCAGCGCCCCCGGCCCCCGGCCCCGCCCGGCCCCCGCCAUGGCGCAGACGCUGCAGAUGGAGAUCCCCAACUUCGGGAACAGCAUCCUGGAGUGCCUGAACGAGCAGCGGCUGCAGGGGCUCUUCUGCGACGUCUCGGUGGUGGUGAAGGGCCACGCGUUCAAAGCGCACCGCGCCGUGCUGGCCGCCAGCAGCUCCUACUUCCGAGACCUCUUCCACAGCUCCAAGAGCGCCGUGGUGGAGCUGCCGGCCGCCGUGCAGCCCCAGAGCUUCCAGCAGAUCCUCAGCUUCUGCUACACCGGCCGCCUCAGCAUGAACGUGGGCGAUCAGUUCCUGCUCAUGUACACGGCGGGAUUCCUGCAGAUCCAGGAGAUCAUGGAGAAGGGAACGGAGUUUUUCCUCAAGGUCAGCUCUCCCAGCUGUGACUCUCAGGGGCUGCACGGGGACGACACGCCGGGCUCGGAGCCGCAGAGCCCGGUGGCGCAGACCUCGGCGGGGCCGGGCUGGGCGGCGGCGCUGCCCUUGGUGUCGCGGGUGAAGACGGAGCAGGGCGAGCCCGACGGCGUGCAGUGCACCUUCGUGGUCAAACGCCUCUGGGACGGGGCCGCCAAGGACUCCGGCGGCAACGGCAGCAGGAAAAUGGCCAAAUUCUCCGAGGCGGCGCCGCGCCCGCCCGCCGCCGCUCCCGCACCCCCAAAGCCCCCUCCCCACAGCACACAGAGCUCCAUCCCCGUGUCCCCCCCCUCCGCCGGCUCCGCGCCGGUGCCGGUGUCGGUGCCGGCCCCGGUGCCCGGCGCGGCCGCCGACCAGACCAGCCCCGGGGGAACGUCCAGUGCCUACACCAGCGACAGCCCCGGCUCGUUCCACAACGAGGAGGACGAGGAGGAGGACGCGGCGGAGGAAGGCUCGGACGAGCAGUACCGGCAGAUCUGUAACAUGUACACCAUGUACAGCAUGAUGAACGUGGGGCCUGCAGCCGCAGAGAAGGUGGAGGCCCUGCCCGAGCAGCCCCCCCCGGAGCCCCGGGCCCGCGCCCGCCUGCGCCAGGACCUGGCGUCGCUGCCGGCCGAGCUCGUCACCCAGAUCGGCAACCGCUGCCACCCCAAGCUCUACGACGAGGGAGACCCCGCCGAGAAGCUGGAGCUGGUCACCGGUACCAACGUGUACAUCACGCGGGCGCAGCUGAUGAACUGCCACGUCAGCGCGGGCACGCGGCACAAGGUGCUGCUGCGCCGCCUGCUCGCCUCCUUCUUCGACAGGAACACGCUGGCCAACAGCUGCGGGACGGGGAUUCGCUCGUCCACCAACGACCCCAGCAGGAAACCGCUGGACAGCCGGGUGCUGCACGCUGUCAAGUUUUACUGCCAGAACUUCGCUCCCAACUUCAAGGAGAGCGAGAUGAACGCCAUCGCGGCCGACAUGUGCACCAACGCGCGGCGCGUGGUGCGCAAGAGCUGGAUCCCCAAGCUGAAGCUGCUCAUGGCCGAGGGCGACUCCUACACCUCCUUCAUCAACGACACGGGCAAGCUGGAGCCCGACCUCAUGGGCCCCGAGCCCCCUUUUGAGGCUGGGGGCUCGGAGCCGGAGGGGGGGCCGGCGGGGGAGGGGCUGCAGUGAGCCCAAGCCCUGAGCACGGCCCCCCCCAAAAGUGGGGAGGGGGUUUUGCCCGGAGUUGGGGGGGGGGGUACAGAGAUGUCCUCCCCGCCCCCACGAUGCACCCAGUAGGAGUAGGGACCCCCUCCCCCCGGAGAUGGUGAGGGGGUGGGGAUCCCCCCCCUCAGGGGCAGGGACCCCCCCCCAAAGUGACCCCUCAGGGGAAGGGACCCCCCACCCUCAUGGGCAGGGAACCCCCCAAAGUGGGGAGGGGGUUCUGCCCUGAAUUGGGGGGGUGUAGCGAUGUUCCCCCCCACCCCCCCCAAAGCACCCAGUAGG